GAUCGCUUCCUGCUCGCCGGGAGGGCCGGCUGGUGUGAGGGCGCUGCCGCGGAUCCUUGACCCCUGUUGCCCCGAUGCGAUCCUGGUGAAGCCUUUGCAGAAAAAUGUCCUGGUAAUGAAGGGUAGCGGUCAUGACGGAGUCAGUGAUGAAACUCCAGAGAGUUCAGCUGAAAUGCAAGAACCUUCAUGAAUACCUGCGGGGCCUGAGCCCCGGGAUUUUGGAUCGGCUGUAUAAUCAUCCUGCCACUUGCCUUGCUGUCCUUCGGGAACUGCCUGGGUUAGCCAAAAAUUAUGUCAUGCGGAUGCUUUUCUUGGAACAGCCUCUUCGUCAGGCAGCUGUGGCCCUGUGGGUGAAGAAGGAAUAUGUCAAGGAACAAGAGGAGAGCUCGGAUAUCCUGCUAGGACUGCGCCUUUGGCACACACAGUUGCUCCCAGGAGGCCUCGAAGGGAUCGUCUUGAACCCCAUCUUCAAAGAAAACCUGCGCAUUGCUCUCUUGGGAGGAGGUAAGGCCUGGUCUGAUGAUACUAGCCAACUGGGCCCAGAUAAGCAUGCCCGAGAUGUCCCAUCCUUGGACAAGUAUGCAGAAGAAAGGUGGGAGGUCAUCCUGCAUUUUAUGGUAGGCUCUCCUAGUGCAGCGGUGAGUCAGGAUCUGGCUCAGCUGCUGAUUGAAGCUGGCCUGAUGAAGAGUAGCGAGCCUGGAGAACCUCCGUGCAUCACAUCCUCUGGCUUCCAGUUCCUGUUGCUGGAUACUUCAUCACAGCUGUGGUACUUCAUGCUCCAGUAUCUCCAAUCAGCAGAGACCAGGGGCAUGGACUUGGUGGAGAUUCUCUCCUUCCUCUUUCAGCUGAGCUUCUCCACACUUGGCAAGGAUUAUUCCGUGGAAGGAAUGAGUGAUUCUCUUCUAAAUUUCCUUCAGCAUCUCCGGGAAUUUGGCCUGGUGUUUCAAAGAAAGAGAAAAUCCAGACGUUACUAUCCCACCCGCUUAGCUAUUAAUCUUUCCUCCGGCAUCUCAGGUACCACCGUGGAUACCCAUAACCAAGGUUUCAUCAUGGUGGAGACCAACUACAGGAUCUAUGCAUACACAGAUUCAGAGCUACAGAUUGCACUAAUUGCCCUCUUCUCUGAGAUGCUGUAUCGCUUCCCUAACUUGGUGGUGGCGCAAGUCACCCGGGAGAGCACACAGCAGGCCAUUGCCAAUGGUAUCACCGCCGAUCAGAUCAUUCACUUCCUACGAACAAGAGCUCACGCCGUGAUGCUGAAACAGACCCCUGUGUUGCCCCCCACAAUCACAGAUCAGAUCCGGCUGUGGGAGCUGGAACGGGACAGACUGCGCUUUUCUGAGGGUGUCCUGUACAACCAGUUCUUAUCCCAGGUGGACUUUGAGCUGCUCCGUGACCAUGCUAAGGAACUCGGGGUCCUCGUUUUUGAGAACCCAAUCAAGCGUCUCAUGGUGGUCACUCCCGCCGGCCAUUCAGACGUCAAGCGCUUCUGGAAGCGUCAGAAACACAGUUCCUGAAGACAUUGGAUUGUACCUCCAUGUUCUUCCGAUCAUGCUUGUCAGAAAGUGGACCAAACAGAAAGGCGGAUAUAUCUUUCCUCCCCAUUACUUUGAGUGGAUGCAAGGCAGGCGGAGAGAAGAAAAACAAGGAUGGCUGACUGAUCAUCCCCUUUUCAGCCAAAAACAGAUUCGAAACUUGGUUGUUUUUUUUUUAAAGAACAAAAAUGGCAAUUGGUUCAGUGUAAGUGUCACCUUUCCAUCAACUCUCUCUGGUAGGAAUGACACCCUGACUGAGAUAACAAUACUGGCACUGAAAUAGAAGUCCAAUAAAAUGCUUUGAGAAAAUAGAAACCGCAGGAGCAAAGCCAUCUCAACGAAACUAAAAGUCCAGAAAGUUUGUUGGUGGAAAGUUACUAAAGUUGAGAGGAUGUUCCCUGCGUGGUUGAAUACUAAAUCUUCAAGGUGCCAGGGAGUUCUAGUAUCAGACUGUCUACAACCUGGCGCCAUCCAACUAUUUAGAUGCUUCCUACCUUCUUCCUGAAACCUGUCUGGGGAAUGAUAGAAAUUGGAGCCCACUACAUUUGGAAUGCAACACGUUGAAGAAGGAUGUCCAAAAAAAA
Pseudonaja textilis is the source of this 2119-nucleotide messenger RNA. RefSeq names its product general transcription factor IIH subunit 4 (gene GTF2H4). Lineage: Eukaryota; Metazoa; Chordata; Lepidosauria; Squamata; Elapidae. Gene Ontology annotation, molecular function: ATPase activator activity; double-stranded DNA binding. Gene Ontology annotation, cellular component: transcription factor TFIIH holo complex; transcription factor TFIIH core complex. Gene Ontology annotation, biological process: nucleotide-excision repair. The record is from RefSeq and is a predicted model, not a curated record.